Molecule: messenger RNA, 939 nt
Organism: Paramormyrops kingsleyae
Lineage: Eukaryota; Metazoa; Chordata; Actinopteri; Osteoglossiformes; Mormyridae
Product: olfactory receptor 2AT4-like
Biological process (GO): G protein-coupled receptor signaling pathway
Cellular component (GO): plasma membrane
Molecular function (GO): G protein-coupled receptor activity; olfactory receptor activity
Source: RefSeq, a predicted model, not a curated record
AUGUCGUACCAAGACUUCAAUGCAACAAAGGUCACAGAAUUCAUAAUACUUGGGUUUCCAGGACUUCAGCCCAGUUAUUUUGGACUCAUAUCUGUGGUUUUACUGUUUGUUUAUCUGGCCAUUGUAGGAGGCAACAGCUUUAUUCUUACUGUUAUUGUCAUAGAGAGAAAUCUCCAAAAACCCACUUAUCUCCUGUAUUGCAACCUGGCCAUGUCAGACCUAAUCUUUGCCACCACCACCUUGCCCAAAGUCAUUGCCCGGUACUUGGCAGAGGACAAGAUCAUCUCCUUCAAUGCCUGUUUCUUACAGAUGUUCAUUAUCCAUGUAUUAGGGGGCUUCAAUUCAUGGCUGCUGAUGAUAAUGGCUCUUGAUCGUUAUGUUGCCAUAUGCAACCCCCUCCGAUACCAAGCGCUUAUUAAAAAUUCCACCAUUCUGAUCCUAUGUGGCAUAUGCUGGCUCAUAUCCUUGAUCUGGAUGACUAACAGUCUUAUUCACUCAGUCUCCUUGCCCUAUUGUAACUCUAAUGUCAUUGUACAGUGUUAUUGUGACCAUAUUUCAGUAACCAGCCUAGCAUGUGAGAAUGCAAAGGAGGUUCAAGUUAUAAACCUUUCUGUUGCCAUCUUAGUAUGGCUGGCUGCACUUAUUUUUAUAAUAUUUUCUUACAUUUCCAUCAUUUUGUCAGUAAUGAAAACCGCAUCCUCAGAUGGAAGAUACAAGAUUUUGUCCACCUGCAGUCCGCAGCUCUUCAUCAUAUGUCUCCAUUACAUUCCCCGGUGUUUUGUUUACAUUGCAAACACCAUAAAUCUCAACUUCAGUGCAGAUUUCCGUAUCCUGAUGAUCAUGCUGUACAGCGUCUUUCCCCCCAUGGUGAACCCUCUGAUAUACUGCUUGAAGACAAAAGAAAUCAAAGAUACUUUGGUUAGAAGGUGGAAAAUCUGA